Crotalus tigris (Tiger rattlesnake) is the source of this 777-nucleotide messenger RNA. RefSeq names its product fermitin family homolog 2-like. Gene Ontology annotation, molecular function: integrin binding. The record is from RefSeq and is a predicted model, not a curated record. Gene Ontology annotation, cellular component: focal adhesion; extrinsic component of cytoplasmic side of plasma membrane. Lineage: Eukaryota; Metazoa; Chordata; Lepidosauria; Squamata; Viperidae. Bases 355 to 762 code for a protein of 135 amino acids. The transcript is spliced from 3 exons. Gene Ontology annotation, biological process: integrin-mediated signaling pathway; cell-matrix adhesion.
UGCUCCUCCGUCCUGGCUGCUCCUCCGUCCUGGCUUCCAUAAAAGGGCAGCGCCUCCCUCUCCUUCGUCCCCCAGGCCUCUCUCUCCCUCCUCUUUCCCCCUCCCUCUGUCGCCAUCCCCUCAGGCGGCGCCCCCGGCGGGCGGAGAAGGCUUAGGGGGGCGGCGGCUCCCGUCCUGGCUACGUCCGCAGGGCGGGGAAGAGAAGCGAAGCAUCGGGCGAGGCAGGCAGAAAGCAGCGGCAGCGGCGGGGUUUUCUCUGUCACGCUCGCAGCGCCGCCGGGGGGACCGUAACGCAGGCGCGCGCGCAGGCAGAACCGAGGCCGGGGAGCCCCUUGAAGGGAGUAGGAAGGAGCGAUGACGGCUCUGGACGGUAUACGGAUGCCAGAUGGCUGCUAUGCUGAUGGAACGUGGGAGUUGAAUGUGCAUGUCACAGACUUGAACAGAGAUGUAACACUGAGGGUCACAGGGGAAAUACAUAUUGGUGGCGUCAUGCUGAAACUCGUGGAAAAACUUGAUGUCAAGAAAGAUUGGUCCGACCAUGCCUUAUGGUGGGAAAAGAAGAAAACCUGGCUCCUUAAAACACACUGGACUUUAGAUAAGUAUGGAAUACAGGCUGAUGCAAAGUUACAGUUCACUCCUCAACACAAACUGCUCCGACUCCAGCUUCCCAACAUGAAGUAUGUAAAAGUGAAAGUGAACUUUUCUGACAGAGUCUUUAAAGCAGUAUCUGACAUCUGCAAAACUUUCAGUAAGUAUCUAUGAUUUAUAGAGCCAAUU